CGCUGCGGCUGCGGGCGGCGAGGGCUGCACCAUGGGCCGGCUGCCGCCGCCGCCGCUGCUGCUGCUGCUGCUGCUGGCCGGAGGAACAACCCUGGGCACGUGUGCAGCUGGGUCUGAUGAGCCUGGACCAGAGGGCCUGACCUCCACCUCCCUGCUGGAACUCCUGCCACCCACUGGCCUGGAGCCGCUGGACUCUGAGGAGCCCAGUGAGGCCAUGGGCCUGGGAGCUGGCCUGGGAGCCCCCGGCUCGGGCUUCCCCAGUGAAGAGGGUGAGGACUCCCGGAUCCUGCAGCCGCCACAGUACUUCUGGGAAGAGGAGGAGGAGUUGAAUGACUCAAGUCUGGACCUGGGGCCUACUGCAGACUACGGCUUUCCAGAUCUAACAGAGAAAGCGAGGCCCAUGGAGGACACCAGCCAGGCUCAGGAGCUGCCGAGCCUCCCCUCUCCCUUGCCCAAGAUGAAUCUGGUUGAGCCCCCCUGGCAUGUGCCUCCUGAAGGGGAGGAAGAUCAGGAGGAAGAGGAGGAGCAGGAGGAGGAGAGGGAGACAGAAGAGGAGGAGGAGGAGGAGCAGCAGGAGGAUCAGGAGGAGGAGCAGGAGCAGCUGCAGCUGCUCCCAAUGAACGGAUCCCAAGAAGAAGCCAAGAGUCAGGCCCGAGACUUUUCUCCCACCAGCAGCAGCCAGACCUCAGGGGCCACCAAGCAUGGGCAUGAAGAUUCUGGGGACCAGGCCUCAUCGGGUGUGGAGGUGGAGAGCAGCCUGGAGCCCAGCGUGUCAGCAUCCUCAGUCACCUCAAGUGCAGUGACCCCAGGGGAUCAGGCCCUCACCAGCCAGGAGGCAGGGGGCAUGGUGCUGCCAGCUGCUGGGCUUGGGGUGGAGGCUGAGGCCCCUCAGGAAAAAAGCGAGGAGGCCCCUGUGGGCACAGCGGGGUUGGCCGGCAAGCAAGGCGAGGUGCCAUCCUUGGCUUCAUUCCCUCAAACUGAAGCUCCAAGCAGGGCCAGGGCCCCAGAUGAAGAUCACCUCUACCCCAGAACCUCAGCUUCUUUCCCACUGGCCCCCCAAGACAUGGAACUGACACCUUCCUCUGCUAUCUUGGGGCAGGAAGAUCUCAGCCAGCAGCUCCUGGACGGGCAGGCAGCUGAAGCUCAAUCCAGAAUCCCCUGGGAUUCUACUCAGGUGAUCUGCAAAGACUGGAGUAACCUGGCUGGGAAGAACUAUGUCAUUCUGAACAUGACAGAGAACAUAGACUGUGAAGUGUUCCGGCAGCACCGGGGGCUGCAGCUCCUGGCCCUGGUGGAAGAGGUGCUGCCCCGUCACGGCAGCGGCCACCACGGGGACUGGCAUAUCUCCUUGAGCAAGCCCAGCGAGAAGGAGCAGCAUCUUCUAAUGACAUUGGUGGGCGAGCAGGGGGUGGUACCCACCCAAGAUGUCCUUUCCAUGCUGGGAGACAUCCGCAGGAGUCUGGAGGAGAUCGGCAUCCAGAACUACUCUACGACAAGCAGCUGCCAGGCACGGGCCAGCCAGGUGCGCAGUGACUACGGGACACUCUUUGUGGUGCUGGUGGUCAUUGGUGCUAUCUGCAUCAUCAUCAUCGUGCUGGGCCUGCUGUACAACUGCUGGCGACGCCGGCUGCCCAAGCUCAAGCACGUGUCGCACGGUGAGGAGCUCCGCUUCGUGGAGAACGGCUGCCACGACAACCCCACGCUGGACGUGGCCAGCGACAGCCAGUCGGAGAUGCAGGAGAAGCAGCCCAGCCUGAACGGCGGCGGGGCACUCAACGGCCCAGUGGGCUGGGGCACGCUCAUGGGGGGCAAGCGGGACCCCGAGGACUCGGACGUGUUCGAGGAGGACACGCACCUGUGAGCCGGCCCCGGCGCAGGGCGCGCCCGGAGGCCAGCGCCGCCCCCUUCGCCCAGCGGUCUCGGCACAGCUGCCCGCUCCCCGCCGCGGCCCCGGGGAGCUGGGACCCUAUUAAACCCGCCCGGAGCCCACGCCGGGCCCCGC
Cynocephalus volans (Philippine flying lemur) is the source of this 2002-nucleotide messenger RNA. It is a transcript of the gene PODXL2, whose product is annotated as podocalyxin like 2. The transcript has 8 exons. Lineage: Eukaryota; Metazoa; Chordata; Mammalia; Dermoptera; Cynocephalidae. Gene Ontology annotation, biological process: leukocyte tethering or rolling. The record is from RefSeq and is a predicted model, not a curated record. The coding region runs from base 32 to 1861 and encodes 609 amino acids.